AUGGACGACGAGGAUUACUCGUGGGUGCGGCGGACCAGGUUCUCCCACUCCGUCGUCCGCUCCAACUCCGGCAGGGAGCAGUUCGGCGCCUUCGUCGAGCAGUUCAACCGCGGCGCCGCGCUCAGGCAGAACAAGGGCUCCGACUCCGGGUUCAAGCUCCACGGCAUGAACUUCGAGCCCAGGACCAAGGCCUCCGCCACCACCAACGCGGCCCCCAUUUCGAGGACAAGGUCGCUGAGUGCCCAGCCCAAGACGGACCUCAACCAUGCCUUCUCCAACGCCAUGCCGGUGCAUCAUCACGAGAAGCCUGCCGAUCACGGUCGCCCGCCGCAGUCAGCACCGGCCAACAACUCUGCCAACGGAACGAGGGGCCGCAACAACCUCUUCGUCGACGUCUGCUCCGAGCCCGAGGUUCAGGAGCCGGGCAAGGGCGACAGCCCUGGGCCUCUCGAGUUCUCCUUCCACCCCGAGGAGCAGAGCAUGAGGCUGCAAAGGGUGUGCUCCAGCCCGUCUCCUUUCCCGGCCAAGAAAACGCCGGUCUUGGACGCGCCGCGGCCGCCGGUGCGCAGCUCUUCGCUCAGGGUCCUCCCAGAGGGGCGCUCUACGCAGAUGCUGAGGGCGAGGUCCCCUCUCCCAAACCGCCCCGUGCCCGAGGUGUUCAAGGAGGCCAAAUCAGCCAGCAAGAGGUUCUCCACGCCGCCGCCGCCGCGCCGGAAAUCUUCGUCUCCGCCGCGCGCGCCGCCGGCGGACGCGCCACUCAAGGCGCCCGCCAAGGUGAAGCACCACAGGAAGGAGCACUGGGACAACGAAAGGGCCAAGGCGGCCGCAACGAAGGUGCUCGAUAGUUGGACGGUGGAUCGCAAGCAGCUCCUCAUCGGGCAGAAGUUCGCCUACGGGGCGCACAGCCGUCUGUUCCAUGGAAUCUACAAGGAGGUACCCGUUGCUGUCAAGUUCAUCAGGCAGCCUGACGUUGACGAAGACGCGGAGCUGGCGUCUCAGCUCGAGAAGCAGUUCAACACGGAGGUUGUCACAUUGUCCCGCCUCCAGCAUCGCAACGUCAUUAAGCUGGUUGGAGCAUGCACCAGCCCGCCAGUCUUCUGCGUCAUCACCGAGUUCCUUUCUGGUGGUUCGUUGAGAUCAUUCUUGCACAAGCAAGAGCACAAAUCUCUGCCUUUGGACAAGAUCAUUUCAGUUGGCUUGGAUAUCGCACACGGCAUGGGGUACGUCCACUCGCAAGGAAUCGUACAUCGUGACGUGAAGCCGGAGAACAUCAUAUUUGACGGGGAUUGCGCCAAGAUUGUUGAUUUUGGAAUAGCCUGCGAAGAAGCAUAUUGUGAUCCUCUGGCGAACGAUCCUGGGACUUUCAGAUGGAUGGCUCCAGAGAUGAUGAAGCACAAACCCUAUGGUCGAAAGGUUGAUGUUUACAGCUUCGGCCUUAUCUUGUGGGAAAUGCUUACCGGCUCCGUGCCUUAUGAAGAUUUGACUCCGUUCCAAGCAGCCUUUGCUGUUUUUGACAAGAAUGUGAGGCCGGCCAUUCCUGCUACCUGCCCAGCUGCAUUACGGGUUCUGAUCGAGCAGUGUUGGGCCUUGCAAGCAGAUAAAAGGCCUGAAUUCUGGCAAAUAGUUCAAUUACUGGACAAGUUCAAGAUGGUUCUUGAAAGAGAUGGAACACUUGACAAUAUGCCAAGCUCAAACUGCCAGGAGAAUCAUGAUCCCAAGAAAUGGCUAGCCCACUGGCUCCACAAGCUCAAGCAUCCCCAUCAUCAUCAUGAUCUCUCUGGACCUCCACCACCAAAGCUUCUGUAA
Triticum turgidum subsp. durum (durum wheat) is the source of this 1806-nucleotide messenger RNA. Lineage: Eukaryota; Viridiplantae; Streptophyta; Magnoliopsida; Poales; Poaceae. The record is from the annotation of a GenBank genome assembly.